CAGUAAUACCUUCUAUGACUGUCAAUAAUUAAAUUAUCUUUGGUUUAUUUAUUCGACAAAUUCGACGUCAACGUUUGUCAGCUUAAGCUUUCUUGGGUCUUUAUAGAAAUAUUUAAAAUGGAUGAUUUCGGUGAUGCUUUUGUACAACCCGAAGUUGAUCCUGCGGCAGAAUUCUUAGCCCGGGAACAAAAUCAAUUGGCUGGCCUUGAAGAUGAAUUGGAAACAAGUGCUCCGCCCCCUGUUACUGUAUCAUCAGCAUCAAAUGGAUUUGAUGACUUCGUUGAGGUCCCUAGUGCAGCUGCAUUUGAAGCAAAUGGGCUGCUUGAUGAUGAUCUUAAUUCCUCAUCAGUACCUGUGUCUAAUCCAGCACCAGCAGUUACACCUGUCUUCAGGCAAGAGCGGGAGGAGCCUGAGAAGAUAAAGCUAUGGAGAGAAGAACAGAAGAAGAGAUUGGAAGAGAAAGAUGCAGAAGAAGAGACUAAGAAACAGGAAAUGUUGAAAGUAGCAAAGAAAGAAUUGGAAGACUGGUACAAGACCCAUGAAGAGCAAAUAGCCAAAACUAAGGCGGCCAAUAGGGAAUCUGCUAAAAAUGCUGAACGAGCUCUAGCAAAGGGUUCUGAAAGUGGCCCAGAAGAUGGUAACGAAUGGGCACGCGUUUCUGAGCUAUGCGACUUCGGGCCGCGCCGAGGACGUGAUGUGGCGCGCUUGCGCUCCAUAGUUCUGCAACUCAAGCAAUCAGGCGUGCGUCCUAAGUACCCACCCCGUACUACUAAAGUUGCUUGAAUAUAUAAAAACAAGAUUAGCUAAGAAAAUAAUUGUUGUUAUUAGCCAGAAUAUAUUCGUAAAUGUCAGUCUCAGUGUUAUUGAAUCACAUUUUAUUGUAAAUUGAUAUUUAUAUACAUGUUUAAUAUUAAUUCACAGAGCAUGUUGUGAUAGCAGUGUUCUAGUUUAUGUAUAAAGGAUUAAAAAGCCCUCUGCAAAUGUUAUUUA
Molecule: messenger RNA, 990 nt
Organism: Nymphalis io (European peacock)
Lineage: Eukaryota; Metazoa; Arthropoda; Insecta; Lepidoptera; Nymphalidae
Gene: Clc
Product: clathrin light chain
Exons: 6
Coding region: 118-783 (221 amino acids)
Biological process (GO): clathrin-dependent endocytosis; intracellular protein transport; clathrin coat assembly
Cellular component (GO): clathrin coat of coated pit; postsynaptic endocytic zone cytoplasmic component; plasma membrane
Molecular function (GO): clathrin heavy chain binding; structural molecule activity
Source: RefSeq, a predicted model, not a curated record